Messenger RNA from Dibothriocephalus latus, 552 nucleotides. The record is from the annotation of a GenBank genome assembly. Lineage: Eukaryota; Metazoa; Platyhelminthes; Cestoda; Diphyllobothriidea; Diphyllobothriidae.
UUACCCUUUCUGGCCUCUCUCGACCUUCGCGGAACGCAAAAACUGGUAACCGACGUGAGCCUCACACGCCUAGCGACCAAGUGCCCCUUUCUUGAGGAGAUUGUUCUCGCCAAUAUGUCCUCAAUUACGAAGGAGGAUGGCGUGGUAACCAUGCUCCACGGUCUGCCCCGUCUUCGAGUACUAGACUUAUGUGGCCUCUCCGUGGUCGGAGACGACACACUGCAGGCGCUGGCAUCUAGUUGCCCCCUGCUCGAGGAACUGGAUGUCAGUUGCACUUCUGUCACUGAAAAGGGGCUUCUACAUUUGGCUAAUGCUCCGGCUCGCAAUCUCAGAUCACUGCGCAUCAGUUUUUGCGACCACAUCACAAAGGACUCGUUAGCAAACGUUGUUGCUGCCUGUCCCCGGCUUACGUGGAUCGCUUUGUAUGGAUUCUCUUGGAUCGACAGGUGGAAUUUCCUUUUUGAUGUUCGUCCGAACCUAGUGAUCCAGGCCGAAACUCAGACGCUUACGGCCGCCUCUGUUCAAGCUGACGGCGAGAAGGUACAAUCUUAG